Molecule: messenger RNA, 3995 nt
Organism: Ochotona curzoniae (black-lipped pika)
Lineage: Eukaryota; Metazoa; Chordata; Mammalia; Lagomorpha; Ochotonidae
Gene: ABCB4
Product: ATP binding cassette subfamily B member 4
Exons: 28
Coding region: 74-3946 (1290 amino acids)
Biological process (GO): transmembrane transport
Cellular component (GO): membrane
Molecular function (GO): ATP hydrolysis activity; ATP binding; ABC-type transporter activity
Source: RefSeq, a predicted model, not a curated record
AAGUCCAGACCCCGCGGCCGCGGCAUCUGCGCGCCAGGGUGACUUUGCAGUGACCCGCGAGGUCCAGGCUGACAUGGAGCUGGAGGCUUUGAGGAACGGCAGCGCCUGGUGCCCCGGGGAAGCCCAGGGCGACCUCGGACUGGGCGGUAGCAGCAACCAAGACAGGAAAAAAAUGAAGAAAGUAAAUUUGAUUGGACCAUUAACACUGUUUCGGUACUCUGAUUGGCAGGACAGGCUGUUUAUGCUGCUGGGCACCAUCAUGGCUGUAGCUCAUGGGUCAGGUCUCCCUCUCAUGAUGAUUGUCUUUGGAGAAAUGACUGAUAAAUUUGUUAACACUGCAGAAAACUUCUCCUUUCCAGUGAAUUUUUCAUUGACGCUGCUAAAUCCAGGCCGAAUUCUGGAAGAAGAAAUGACUAGGUAUGCGUACUACUACUCAGGAUUAGGUGCUGGAGUUCUCAUAGCUGCCUAUAUACAAGUUUCGUUUUGGACUUUGGCAGCUGGUCGACAGAUUAAGAAAAUUCGGCAGAAAUUUUUUCAUGCUAUUCUAAGGCAGGAAGUAGGCUGGUUUGACAUCAACAACACCGCUGAACUCAAUACACGGCUAACAGAUGACAUCUCCAAAAUCAGUGAAGGAAUUGGUGACAAGGUUGGAAUGUUCUUUCAAGCAGUAGCCACGUUUUUUGCAGGAUUCAUAGUAGGGUUCAUCAGAGGAUGGAAACUUACGCUUGUGAUCAUGGCCAUCAGCCCUGUCCUGGGGCUGUCUGCAGCUGUCUGGGCAAAGAUACUGUCGACCUUCAGUGACAAAGAACUUGCUGCAUAUGCAAAAGCAGGUGCCGUGGCAGAGGAGGCACUGGGGGCCAUCCGGACUGUGAUAGCGUUCGGGGGCCAGAACAAGGAGCUGGAAAGGUAUCAGAAACAUUUAGAAAAUGCCAAAAAGAUUGGAAUUAAGAAAGCCAUUUCAGCAAACAUCUCCAUGGGCAUUGCCUUCCUGUUGAUCUAUGCCUCGUAUGCACUGGCCUUCUGGUAUGGGUCCACUCUGGUUAUAUCCAAAGAAUACACCAUUGGGAAUGCAAUGACGGUCUUUUUUUCAAUCCUCAUUGGGGCUUUUAGUGUCGGUCAGGCUGCCCCGUGUGUGGACGCCUUUGCCAACGCGAGGGGAGCUGCGUAUGUGAUCUUUAAUAUUAUCGACAGCAAUCCUAAAAUUGACAGUUUUUCAGAGAGAGGACACAAGCCUGAGAGCAUCAAAGGGGAUCUGGAGUUCAACGAUGUUCAUUUUUCUUACCCGUCUCGAACAAAUGUGAAGAUCUUGAAGGGCCUCAGCCUGAAGGUGCAGAGCGGGCAGACGGUGGCCCUGGUGGGGAGCAGCGGCUGCGGGAAGAGCACGGCAGUGCAGCUGAUGCAGAGGCUCUAUGACCCCACGGAGGGCGUGAUUAGCAUCGAUGGGCAGGAUAUCCGGACCUUAAACGUGAGGUACCUGAGGGAGAUGAUCGGCGUGGUGAGUCAGGAGCCCGUGCUGUUUUCUACCACGAUCGCAGAGAACAUCCGCUACGGCCGCGGGAAUGUCACCAUGGAGGAGAUCAAGCAAGCCGUGAAAGAAGCCAACGCAUACGAGUUCAUCAUGAAAUUGCCACAGAAAUUUGACACGCUGGUUGGAGAGAGAGGGGCCCAGCUGAGCGGUGGCCAGAAACAGAGAAUUGCCAUUGCCCGUGCCCUGGUCCGCAACCCAAAGAUCCUCCUGCUGGAUGAGGCCACGUCAGCCUUGGAUUCGGAAAGUGAAGCGGAAGUACAGGCUGCUCUGGAUAAGGCCAGAGAAGGCCGGACCACCAUUGUGAUAGCACACCGGCUGUCCACAAUCCGAAAUGCGGACGUCAUCGCUGGGCUUGAGGACGGAGUCGUCGUGGAGCAAGGAAGCCACCGUGAACUGAUGGAGAAGGGAGGAGUGUACUGCAAGCUGGUGACCACGCAGACAUCUAGAAAGCAGAAUCAGCCAGAAGAGCUUGAACUAAGUGGUGAAGAGGCUGUUACUCGUAUGGCCCCAAAUGGCUGGAAAUCCAGCAUCUUUAGGAAUUCCACCCAUAAAAGCAUCAGAAAUGCACAAAUGCAACAGAAUGGCCUUGAUACAGAAACCGAUGAAAGUGAUGCUGGUGUACCACCCGUGUCUUUUCUGAAGAUCUUAAAGCUGAACAAGACCGAGUGGCCCUACUUUGUGGUAGGAACCGUGUGUGCCGUCACCAACGGGGCACUCCAGCCGGCCUUCUCCGUCAUAUUCUCUGAGAUGAUCGCGAUUUUCGGCCCAGGAGAUGAUGCUGUGAAGCAGCAGAAGUGCAACAUGUUCUCGUUGCUGUUCUUAGGGCUGGGGAUUCUCUCCUUUUUCACGUUCUUCCUUCAGGGCUUCAUGUUUGGGAAAGCUGGCGAGAUCCUCACCACCAGGCUGCGGUCGAUGGCUUUCCGAGCAAUGCUGAGGCAGGACAUGAGCUGGUUUGAUGAUCCUAAAAACAGUACUGGUGCACUUUCCACAAGACUUGCCACGGAUGCUGCCCAAGUGCAAGGAGCCACCGGCACCAGGUUGGCACUUAUCGCUCAGAACACGGCCAACCUCGGCACGGGCAUCAUCAUCUCCUUCCUGUAUGGCUGGCAGCUGACCCUUUUGCUGCUGUCGGUGGUUCCGAUCAUUGCCGUGUCAGGAAUUGUAGAGAUGAAGAUGCUGGCUGGCAAUGCCAGGAGAGAUAAGAAGGAGCUAGAAGCCGCGGGAAAGAUUGCAACGGAGGUGAUAGAAAAUAUUAGGACAGUUGUGUCCUUGACCCAGGAAAGAAAAUUUGAAUCCAUGUAUGUUGAAAAAUUACGUGGGCCUUACAGGAACUCGGUGCGGAAGGCACACAUCUACGGGAUUACCUUCAGUAUCUCCCAAGCAUUCAUGUAUUUUUCCUAUGCUGGUUGUUUCCGAUUUGGUGCCUACCUCAUCGUGAAUGGACACAUGCGCUUCCGAGAUGUCAUUCUAGUGUUCUCGGCCAUUGUGUUCGGCGCGGUGGCUCUUGGACAUGCAAGUUCGUUCGCUCCGGACUAUGCCAAGGCCAAGCUGUCUGCAGCCCACCUGUUCAUGCUGUUUGAAAGGCAGCCUCUGAUCGACAGCUACAGCGAGGAGGGGCUGAGGCCGGGUGCAUUUGAAGGAAACGUGACAUUCAAUGAAGUUGUGUUCAACUACCCCAUGCGGCCCAACGUGCCAGUGCUACAGGGGCUGAGCCUGGAGGUGAAGAAGGGCCAGACGCUGGCCCUGGUGGGCCCCAGUGGCUGUGGGAAGAGCACUGUGGUGCAGCUGCUUGAGCGCUUCUACGACCCCAUGGCCGGGACAGUGCCUUCUUAUAGUCAGUCUGUGGACUUGGGUUUUCAGCUCCUGGAUGGUCAAGAAGCAAAGAAACUCAAUGUCCAGUGGCUGCGAGCCCAACUUGGCAUCGUGUCCCAGGAGCCCAUCCUGUUUGACUGCAGCAUCGGUGAGAACAUUGCCUACGGGGACAACAGCCGGGCGGUGUCCCAGGAGGAGAUUGUGAGUGCGGCCAAGGCUGCCAACAUCCACCCUUUCAUAGAGAUGCUCCCCCAGAAAUACGAAACCCGAGUCGGAGACAAGGGGACCCAGCUUUCAGGAGGGCAGAAGCAGAGGAUCGCCAUCGCCCGGGCGCUGCUCAGACAGCCGCCCAUCCUGCUGCUGGAUGAAGCCACUUCAGCUCUGGACACUCAAAGUGAGAAGGUGGUCCAAGAGGCCCUGGACAAGGCGCGGGAAGGCCGCACCUGCAUCGUGAUUGCUCACCGCCUGUCCACCAUCCAGAGUGCCGACAUGAUCGUGGUCUUCCAGAAUGGCCGAGUCAAGGAGUGCGGCACGCACCACCAGCUGCUGGCGCAGAGGGGCAUCUAUUACACCAUGGUCAGCGUCCAGGCUGGAGCACAGAUCUGAUGAACUCUUUUUACAGUGUCCCUUUGUGAAUAAAUGAUUCCACAACUUA